AUGGCUAUAUGGCCCUUCAAUCGGCGAAGACGUCGCACCAGCUCCUCCUCUAACGACGAAAAGGCACAGUCCAACCUCCCUGCCAACGCCGACCCCGCCGCCGCCGUUGCAGCAGCUUCGGCAGCUCCAACAGCCUCGAGGAGGUCUCCGUCCCGCAAGCUCAGUCAGCGCCUUCGUAGCACCUCCCACCAGGAAAAGGUUGUCGGGCGACCGUGGGUGGACCUCGAAAAGCGACCCAACUCCGACAAGGAGAACAUGCCUUUUGCAUACCAAGCCAGCGGAGGACACAAAAUGACGGCACUGCCAGGAAGUCGCAAACUCGACCAAAGCCCACACCUACGCGCCAUUGAUUCGGAAAAGCCUCGCAUACCAUAUAGCUUUCGUCCAUAUGCUGCUUCACAAACGAGUCUUCAGCGACAAGAAGCCACGGGAAAGCUUCAACGUCCCGCCACUCUACGAUCGAAGCGGAGCACUGGCGAAUACAGUGGUCCUGUACGGCGGACGUCCAGUAGAAGGUCUAAGAGACGCGACGAUCGCGUGCGGGAAGAAGAAAUUCGCAUGAUGUCUUCUUCAAUGCCCAUACCCAGACACGCUGGCGACGGACCGUUACGACGAGACAGCAAGAAGAGCCGUGGCGCUGCGGGUUUGCGGGACUCGAAUGUCUCGUUGCCUCCUCAGAAUUCCGUCCACUCUUCCACAUCGGGACCAAUGGAACAACGCGGGUGGGAGGUCGGCACCUUCGCUGUCUUCAACCCACGGCCCGCUGUGAGGCUGUCUGGGACACCGCAGUACGUUGUGUCGAGCAGUCUGCCUCCCAAUGGACCCGGCGUUCUCUACCACAUCGAAUCACGAAAUGACGAGUCGCGGAAUGGCAAACAAAAGACGAAAUCCAAUCGUGAUCCCAAACGGCAACUACCCACUGUCGGCGACGAAGCCGAUGAUCUCGAUUCCAGUGACAUUCGAGCUCUCAUGGAGCGCGAGGCUAAGCGACGACUUCGCCGAGACCAAGAAAAGUUGGAAAAGCUCGAUCGUAAGCUGAGGAGUAGAGCUGGACGCGAGCGAGGCGAUAGCGACAGGAAACGUCGCGAUUUGGCGGAACAGAAAGAGAAGCGAGCUGAGGAGGCAAGAUUACGUGCAGGGGAGCAGCUGCAAGCCCUCCGUUCACCUCCGUUACCCACAGCUGUGCAUCCUGCUCUUCGCGGAGACAUUUCUCCCCCCACUGCAGUCGAGCAAGUAGGACCAGGAAUCGUGAAACUAGAUGAGCCGCUCAUCGAUCUCACGACCGACGACGAAGCUGCUCCCGAGAAUCCUUUCGUGGACGCAAUGGAAGAGGUACCGCCUCUUCCGCAACCUGAAGAGAUGCAGGCAUCGGCCGGAGCCCCCAUGCCAACGCCAAUACCAUUGGGAACCCCAUUUGAGGAUGCCGUGCUUGAAACUGCCCAAGCAGUACGGUUUUCACAAGCAUACACGCCGCCGCUAUCGCCCGUGUAUCAAAGAGGAUCUGCUACGCACAGCUCAUCUCAGCUCACUGAGGCGAUCCGUCAGCAGAGUCUAUCGCAUCACAGCAUGUCACAUGAAAGUAUGCAGAGUGCUUCUGACGCACCAAGGCCUCCUCGAAUCGACUUCGACGAGCGUCGCAGCUCAGACCCAGCGAGUGUAUUCAAGGAGAGACGUAAUGGCACCUGGGCUGCCAUCUUCCGUCGUKGCGGCACCUUUCGCAGGGGAGUUGAUGACGGGAAGAGUACGCCAUCGGAGUUCUCCUUCUCGAACACUUCUCGGGAGUCAAUGAGGAAUCAGCCGAUUCCCGCGCAUCUCAUCGAUACUCAGGCAUACAGGCCUCCUCAAUCGCGCAGGGUGUCGGGUACGCCUGUAAGGACGAUGAGCAAAUUCAAAGAAGAUUUGGAUGAGAUGCCAGUGUCGCCACCAGACUCUCGAACACAAUCACCAGACGUGAUGCCAGUCGGCAUGAUGUCUGCGAGAUAUGGCGAUAGGUCAAUGGCGCAACCCAUUGACAUCCGGGCAAGGGCGGUUCGCCACGAUGGUCGCGCUAGUCCUCAUCGUCAAUUACCACAAUCCGCCUCCAUGGCUUCUGUCGGGUCCGAAGGAUCUUGGCUUGCCAGCGGCUCUUUGAAGCGGCAAUCUCACCAAUCAAGUCUCGCUAGGCCUUUCAGCAGACGCACUGCCGAUUUCAGUGCAAGUUACGAGGAUCUUGGUGGUAGCGACAAGGAUGCAGAGUACUUCACUACGAGUAACGCAGGAGGCACCUCACAUCCAAUGAGCAACCCUGCGAUCACGGGUGCAUCACAUGUCGAGGAGAGCGAAGAUGAGGAAGGGGAAACGACCCUCACCACUCCUGGCGAAGCACCACUCACCGUCCAUGACAGCAUUCGAAGAAAACCAACAAUUGUCGAACGUGAUUCAAGACUCAAGUCUCGCGAAGGACUGGUUACAGAAUAUCUGACCGCUGACAUGGAAUCGGUGGAGACUCCCCCAGAGGCGGAGGAGAGAAGUUCAAGCGACGAUGAGAUCGCCAAGCUUGAGCGGGCACGCAGCGUAACCACUGGUCCCAACCGUCACUCUCGUCAAUUCUCCGCGGGCAGCGCACGUCUUCUCGAUGUCCAACGAUCAUCAACAGACUUGACGCAGCAGAGAUCCCCGACGCCCACGAGAUCGAAUCUGAAAGAUUCAAUCUAG
Molecule: messenger RNA, 2694 nt
Organism: Ramularia collo-cygni
Lineage: Eukaryota; Fungi; Ascomycota; Dothideomycetes; Mycosphaerellales; Mycosphaerellaceae
Exons: 1
Coding region: 1-2694 (897 amino acids)
Source: RefSeq, a predicted model, not a curated record